ACCGAAAAGGGAAGUCGAAAAAUUCAGUCAAAAAAAAAAGAAAGCGAAAAAUACUUCGCCGUCGUCAAGUAGACGUCGCCGUCUUCCGCAGCCAGCCUCUCCCCCAUCUCAUCGUCUUCCUCCUCCUCGCAUCGCCGGAGGCCACCGGGGACCCCAAGAAUCCGACCAAUCCGAUCCCCAAUCUGCUUCUCCCUAGGCCCGCGAGAAUCUUGCGAGGAAAUCUCGCUGCCGGAUUCGAAGAAACCGCCGGAUUCCGUGGAGAAUCAAGAAACCCCCGCAAGGUGUUCGUCCAUGGACACGGAGCCGCUGCUGUCGCCGCUGUCGCCGUCGCCGCACCUGCUCCACCCGCUGCCGGAGCACGCGGAGGUGUCCACCUUCUCGCCGCCCCUCUCGCCCUGCCCUUCCCCGGCGUCCUCGUACAAGGAGCGGAUCAUCUUCGGCGCGCACCCGCCGCCGCCGCCGCCGCCGCCGCCGCCGCCUCCGCCCCCGCCGCGGGGGAGGCGGUACUACCGGCGUGUGUCCGGGGAUGACCUCGACGUGCCGUCGUGUUCGUCCUCGCCUUCCCCUCCCUCCGACGAGGAGAACCCGCCGCCGAACCCGCCGUCGCUGUUCGACUUCAUCGGGGGGCGCACGAACCUCCACCGCUCGCGCACCGCGCCGGCCAUGGCGCCGCUCAACGCGGCGGCUAUCGCCGCGGCCGCCGCCUCGGGGGACAGCCGGAACCCGCCGCCUCCCCCACGGCGGCCGGCCAUCGUGCUGCACGCGUUCCUCUUCCUGCUCGCCUACCUCGCCAUGGGCGUCACCUUCUACGCCGCCUUGCCGGGCAACUUCACCUCCUCGGCCGGCCCUACCCACCCCGUCGCCGACGCGCUCUACUUCUGCAUAGUGACUCUCUGCACCAUCGGCUACGGUGACAUCACACCGGCGACCCCCGCCGCGAAGCUCUUCUCAAUCUCCUUCGUCCUCAUCGGGUUUGGCUUUGUUGACAUCCUCCUAUCCGGCAUGGUGUCCUAUGUGCUUGACCUUCAGGAGCACCUCCUCAUCACGGCGCUCAAGAACCCCCGCUCUGUGCGCAAGCACCGGCACAAUUACAUCUUUGAUCUUAAGAAGGGCCGGAUGCGUGUGCGCAUGAAGGUUGCACUUGCGCUCACCGUGGUGGCCAUCUGCGUGGGGGUCGGUGCCGCGGUGCUCAAGAGGGUCGAGAAUUUGGGGUGGCUCGAUGCCGUUUACCUUGCUGUGAUGUCGGUGACCACCGUCGGGUAUGGCGAUCACGCGUUCCGGACACUGGCUGGACGGCUCUUUGCAUCCGCGUGGCUGCUCGUGUCGACUCUUGCUGUUGCAAGGGCAUUCCUCUACUUAGCGGAGAUGAGGAUUGACAAGAGGCACCGCGCUAUGGCUAACUGGGUGCUGUCGAGAGACAUGACCGUGUCAGAGUUUCUUGCUGCGGAUAUCGACAACAACGGUUAUGUCACGAAAUCGGAAUUUGUAGUUUACAAGCUCAAGGAGAUGGGCAAAAUUUCAGAAAAAGACAUAAUGAUGAUCUGUGACCAAUUCCAAAGAAUGGACUCAGGAAACUGUGGGAAGAUUACACUUUCAGAUCUUCUCGAGAGUCAUCAGCUGGUCACUGACCUUAACGAGAAGAAAAAGGGGAAGAAAUCAUAAUACAUCACAAGACGCAGAAAAAAAAAUCGUAGGGUAGUAGCAUUUUGCUCAUGAAUCAAUGGUAGAAGAGCUAGGAGGCUUUCUCCUACGCUGAAUUCAGAAAGCAUCCAUUGAUGGUAGGAUAGCUUCAGGAAAAGUAGUUUACUGCUCUCCAGCUAUGAUUGUACCCUAGAAAGGGUGAGAAGAUCACUGCUGUGAAUAGAAGCUGUAAAUAGGAAGGAUAAUACAAGGACAUUUAUUCAGAUUCUUUAUAAAUAUAUAUUAUAUGGAGGGGUUGGCUGGUGGCCAUUUGGCUUUUCAAGUUCUUCUGAAAA
Messenger RNA from Oryza sativa Japonica Group (Japanese rice), 1976 nucleotides. Lineage: Eukaryota; Viridiplantae; Streptophyta; Magnoliopsida; Poales; Poaceae. The record is from RefSeq and is a predicted model, not a curated record.